Fopius arisanus is the source of this 1647-nucleotide messenger RNA. RefSeq names its product tubulin beta-4B chain. The transcript is spliced from 3 exons. Lineage: Eukaryota; Metazoa; Arthropoda; Insecta; Hymenoptera; Braconidae. Gene Ontology annotation, biological process: mitotic cell cycle; microtubule cytoskeleton organization. Gene Ontology annotation, molecular function: structural constituent of cytoskeleton; GTP binding; GTPase activity. The coding region runs from base 173 to 1513 and encodes 446 amino acids. The record is from RefSeq and is a predicted model, not a curated record. Gene Ontology annotation, cellular component: microtubule; cytoplasm.
UUAAAAACAGAAACAAUCGCGUGUAGUUGUCAUAAAAUCGUGAUUUUUCACACGGUUCGGUGUCGUUGCCUCCAGUCUCGACCUCGUUUGACGAAGAUUAUCGGAUAACUCUGUAGCCUAUCCCCCAGGAGCUACAAUAAACUCGAACGUCGAGUAGAUAAAUCGUGAAAAAAUGCGUGAAAUAGUGCAUCUGCAGGCGGGCCAGUGUGGCAAUCAGAUUGGGGCAAAGUUUUGGGAAGUUAUUUCCGAUGAGCAUGGAAUCGACCCCACGGGUUGCUACCACGGUGACUCGGAUCUCCAAUUGGAGAGAAUAAACGUUUACUACAACGAGGCAACCGGUGGAAAAUACGUGCCGAGAGCAAUUCUGGUUGAUCUGGAGCCAGGUACGAUGGACGCUGUACGCUCAGGACCAUUUGGACAGAUAUUUCGUCCAGAUAACUUUGUAUUUGGCCAGAGUGGUGCUGGAAAUAACUGGGCCAAAGGUCAUUACACCGAGGGGGCGGAACUCGUGGAUUCGGUGCUCGAUGUUGUGCGAAAAGAGGCCGAGAGCUGUGACUGCCUCCAGGGAUUUCAAUUGACCCACUCCCUCGGUGGUGGCACUGGUGCCGGAAUGGGUACUCUCCUCAUAUCCAAAAUCAGGGAAGAGUACCCCGACAGAAUUAUGAUGACCUUCAGCGUUGUACCAUCGCCGAAGGUAUCGGACACAGUGGUCGAGCCCUAUAAUUGCACCCUCUCGGUACAUCAGCUAGUUGAAAAUACAGAUGAGUCUUACUGCAUCGACAAUGAGGCUCUCUACGACAUUUGCUUUCGCACUCUGAAACUCACAACCCCCACGUACGGUGACCUGAAUCACUUGGUCUCAGCUACCCUCAGUGGUGUGACAACAUGCCUGAGAUUUCCAGGUCAACUGAACGCGGACUUGAGGAAGCUUGCUGUCAACAUGGUGCCAUUUCCACGUUUGCACUUCUUCAUUCCUGGUUUUGCACCACUGACGUCAAGAGGCUCCCAGCAGUAUCGAGCCCUGACAGUUCCUGAACUGACGCAACAGAUGUUUGAUGCCAAGAACAUGAUGGCUGCCUGCGAUCCCAGGCACGGAAAGUACCUGACAGUUGCUGCUGUUUUUCGUGGACGAAUGUCCAUGAAAGAGGUUGACGAGCAGAUGCUCAACAUUCAGAAUAAAAAUUCAAGCUAUUUCGUUGAAUGGAUCCCCAGCAAUGUGAAGACAGCAGUCUGUGACAUUCCACCGAGGGGUCUCAAGAUGUCAGCAACAUUCAUCGGUAAUUCAACGGCCAUCCAGGAGUUGUUCAAACGAGUCUCUGAACAAUUCACUGCUAUGUUCAGGAGAAAGGCUUUUCUUCAUUGGUACACGGGGGAGGGUAUGGAUGAAAUGGAAUUCACCGAAGCGGAGAGCAACAUGAAUGAUCUUGUCUCGGAGUAUCAACAAUACCAGGAAGCUGCUGCUGAGGAGGACGGAGAAUUCGAUGAGGAGGAAGAGGGAGAGGGCGAUAAUUAAAUUGUACUUAUUCAAUCGAAAUUGAAAAUUUUUUACCACUUUCCUAGUCUGCCAUCAGAUUAUUCACCUUCAAUGCUUGAUUUUGUUCGAGAAAUUCAAGUUUCAUUCCAAAUAAAAUCACAUUAAUCUUCCUA